AUGAAAUUAUUUGUUUCAUUAGUUGUUUUAUUGGUCGCUAUCAGUACCGCCAACGCCUCAUGUGCUAUGGGACAAAAGUGUGUCAAGCUCGGAGAACAAUGUCCACCAUCUUCAGUCGAUCCAUGGACUUCGUGUGAAGCUGGUUCAUGGUGUUGGUUCGGUGACAAUCCAAAGCCAAAUGCCUGGGGUAACUGUACUGCUUACGCAAAGCUAGGUGAAUUCUGUGAUGGUGAUUACUGGUCUUGUGCCGAUGGUUUGACUUGUUAUGGAAGCACAAGACAACCAAAGACCUGUCAAUACACCAAUUACGCCAAUGUCGGUGAAGAUUGUGAUUCAGCUGUUGACUGCACCAACGGUAAUCAAUGUAUCUAUGGAAAGUGUCAAGUCAAAGCUUCAACUCAAACUGUAGGUCAAUGUGCAGGUAGAUGGACUGAUUGCCCAUUCGGAUUCUCUUGUAACAUGACCAGCAAUAUCAAGGGUUCAGGUGCUGCAUGUGCCACUCAAAUCCCAAGCUUCGGUCUCGACGGUGCCUUCCCAAGUUUGGAGUGUGACGUCUCGCAAUCGUUGCUCUGUCUCCGUGACAACAACGCCAAAUUGACUUGCCAAACUCCACCAGCUUUGACCACAGUUGACUCCAACACUGGUACCUGUACUGUCAGCACUCGUUUGGGUGCCGAUUGCUCCAAGGCCAUCAACGACCUCGUCAAGUGUACCAUCGACAACAAAUGUCAAAUCUACGCUUCAGGUACCACCUCAUACAAAUCAUGUAUUUAUCAAAACUGUCGUGACAUUAUGUGUCAAAACAAAUGUGACCCAAUUCUUACCAAUGACAAGUCAUGCACUGCCUACCAAUACACUGGAUGUUACGCAAACAACGACUCUUCCUUUGUUCGUCCAACCAUUUUCUUGGUCGUCAUUGCUUUGGUUGCUCUUUUAUUCUAA
Messenger RNA from Heterostelium album PN500, 942 nucleotides. RefSeq lists its product as uncharacterized. The coding region runs from base 1 to 942 and encodes 313 amino acids. The record is from RefSeq and is a predicted model, not a curated record. NCBI's taxonomy places the organism in Eukaryota, Evosea, Eumycetozoa, Acytosteliales, Acytosteliaceae. The transcript has 4 exons.